GACGCUGUAGAGGUAAUUUUGCACCGGCGAGCAAUAAGAAUCAGGGAGGCGACGCGAGACGAGGAGGCGAGGAAUUCCGGGGAAUAAUCUUAAUUUUUCCUCGAGUUCUUCUCCGAUCCUUCUUCGUCAUACAGGAGCCUUCCAGAUUGUUAUCGAUCCGUGGAACUGAUCAAUUUGUUUCUAGGGUUCCCCAAUCUACUCGCUGCCAGAUCGUUUUUUCUCUGAAUCCAACGAUCUCCUUCCCCGUGGAUGUAUCUUCUCUUCUCCGAGGUCGAUUCGGGUGCGAAGGAGCGUUUCCAGUUUCCUGGCAUCCGAUCCUCGUGCUCGCUCCUUUCCCUCGGGAAAGACCUCUUCUUUUGCCUCCAUAAAGAUCGAUGGGAUAAGGAAUUCGCUAAUUUGCAGGCGGGGUAACUGAACAUUGCUUUGCUCCGCUUCUAGCUGCAGUGAUGGAUUCUUCCCCAAAGUCGACGAUGACCUCUGCAGCAGCAGACGUAGAUGUCUGCACGCUGGAUUGGAUGCCUGUAUAUGUCAAGGAAUUGAUUGCCGGAGGUGCUGCUGGAGCAUUUUCGAAGACGGCUGUGGCACCACUAGAGCGUGUCAAGAUUCUAAUGCAGACAAGAACUGAAGGAUUUAAAACUCUUGGAAUUUUACAAUCUUUGAGGAGGUUGAAGCAGCAAGAAGGAGUUUUAGGGUUCUAUAAAGGAAAUGGUGCAAGUGUGCUGCGAAUAGUCCCUUAUGCUGCACUUCAUUUCAUGGCAUAUGAACAAUAUCGUUGUUGGAUAUUGAAUAAUCAUUCUUCAAUAGUUUCGGGACCAUUCGUAGAUCUUUUGGCGGGUUCAGCUGCUGGUGGUACUGCUGUUUUGUGUACCUAUCCUUUAGAUUUAGCUCGGACAAAGCUAGCUUACCAGGUAAAUAACCCAGCGAGAUUUGGCAAUGCUUCAAUGUUAGGCACCCAGCCUACCUAUAGUGGUAUAAAAGAUGUAUUUAGGAAGGUUUAUCUGGAAGGUGGUAUCAGAUCUCUUUAUCGAGGAGGAGCUCCCACACUUAUUGGCAUCCUUCCCUAUGCUGGUCUGAAGUUUUACAUAUACGAAGAUCUUAAGGCUCGGGUACCUGAAGAAUACAGAAAUUCUGUAGUUCUGCGUCUCUCCUGUGGUGCUUUGGCUGGUUUAUUUGGACAAACUCUCACGUAUCCACUAGAUGUUGUCAGGAGGCAGAUGCAGGUACAAAAUCAACAAUUGCCAAAUCACUUAGAUGCCCCACCGAUCAGAGGAACGAUGCAAGGGCUUUCAUUCAUUGUGCGGAACCAGGGAUGGAGGCAGUUGUUUGCUGGUUUGAGCCUCAACUAUGUUAAGGUUGUUCCUUCAGUUGCAAUUGGAUUCACGGCAUACGACGUCAUGAAGACUUUUCUAAGAGUUCCUCCUCGGGAAAAAUCUUCUUCGCCUCCUAAUGCCUGAAGUAAUUGAAUUAAUGAUACUAUUAUUACUGGUUUACGAAUGGAAGAAUCACACUUUCACCUCCUCGCAGUCAUUAUUGUUUUGACAAUAUGUGUGACUCGUAAAAAGUUUGCUUUGUUAUUUUUUUCUUCUUUAAUUCC
Messenger RNA from Zingiber officinale, 1594 nucleotides. RefSeq names its product mitochondrial carrier protein CoAc1-like. The transcript is spliced from 7 exons. The record is from RefSeq and is a predicted model, not a curated record. Gene Ontology annotation, biological process: transmembrane transport. Bases 447 to 1454 code for a protein of 335 amino acids. NCBI's taxonomy places the organism in Eukaryota, Viridiplantae, Streptophyta, Magnoliopsida, Zingiberales, Zingiberaceae.